Molecule: messenger RNA, 1956 nt
Organism: Haliotis rufescens (red abalone)
Lineage: Eukaryota; Metazoa; Mollusca; Gastropoda; Lepetellida; Haliotidae
Exons: 11
Coding region: 236-1423 (395 amino acids)
Source: RefSeq, a predicted model, not a curated record
GUGAAAAAGAGGAAAAGCAAGAAAGAAGUUGGUUGUAUGAGAGAGAGAGAGGAAGAGUGAAAAAGAAAGAGAGAGUUGUAUGAGAGAGAGAGAGUAGGAGAGUCUAUUCAUCAAGACAGAUGUUUUUGUCCUAUCUCAUGAUAAGAUAGCCCACUGUCUUAGUGACCUGUAUUUAGAACAGGACCAAACACAAGCCCAGCUCACACAUCACAUAAGAAGCGCUUCCUAUUGAGCCAUGAAGACAUUCAUGUUCCUCGUUGCCACGGCAUGGGGUCCACUCAUCUCCGGUGUCAGUUUCCCAGAACUCCACACAAUCGGCACCAACUACCAGAUAGGCCUGGACAUGGGCAGGACAUUCAGAGGCAUGAUUCAGGAGUUCUAUAAUCAGAGUUCAUCCCUAGCGAAGGUGACACAGUUCUUACAAACAGAUGCAGGAAAAUCAUAUUACAGUGGCUACUUGGAGGCUGUGACGAGAGUGUUCCCCGAGUACGUCAAGGAGCUGAGUGGGCUUGCAGAUGGAGCAGGGGUCAGCUUCAUGCAGGCUUUUUCCAUGAUGAUCAGCAGUGAGAUCAAAGCAGUGAUGAAGCUGAAGGGAGCAGAGUCCUGUAGCGACGUGUACCUGGCGGACCAACAGAUGGCCAUCGGUCACAAUGAGGAUGCCGAUCCCCUGCUGAAGGAAAGGUCCUUCCUCGUCCAUGCAGCUGUUGUUGAUGGAGCCGGUGACGUUGUGGAGAACUUCACAGCCUACACCUACGCAGGAGCACUGUCUGGAAAUGCAUUCAGCUUCAACGGAGAUGGCAAAGUGUUCACUGUCAACGCCCUUUAUCCUAACAUAGUGGAAGCAAACAAAAUACCUCGAUACUUCAUGAACAGAGCUCUGUUGGGUGUGAAGUCACAAGGAGACCUGGAACACCUACUGCAUGGACUCGGUGUCGGGGUGGCGUAUGGCUUCAAUGUGAACUAUGCAGACAUCAGAAACAGCUCCGGUAUUCUCACAAACUAUGAGGUCUCACCGAUGAAGGGAGUUUCUCAGAAUCUUGUAACCAAGGCAACAGUUGCCAGGCAGUCAGGCCAGGGAGUGGAUACAACAGGACACUAUUAUCACUUCAACAUGUAUGAACACACGAACAUCACGCAGAUAGCGAAGGAUAUUGUCAGCUCAGAGCACAGGAAGGCACGAGCCAAUCAGCUGCCACCACCAGCUGAUGUUGUGGGUGUGACAGUGAUUCUGGGAGAUCAAGGUGACAGUCAGUAUCCCAUCUACCGCACUCCCCGGCCCUCAGACGAAGAAGCCACCAUUGCCACAGGUAUUUUUGUCCUUGACUCCUGCGUCCUCCUUGUGUUCAAGAGCAACCCCCGGACCACGGCCCGCCCCAUCACAACUAUCAACCUACCACAUGGAGCUAUGUGUGGGCAGUCAUGAGGCUGCUAAUGCCCUUGUUGUAUGCGGGAUUUGGGGUCUAUUUAGAGGGUAUUCGGGACUCAGCAUUUUGUAGGCAGGACGCAAAUAAAAUCAUAUUUGGUGUGAUUCAACAUUUAGAACAUGUAUCAUGUUUAAUGGUGUACGUGAAGAUUUUCUUUAUAUUUUUUCGCUAUUCUUUUAGUAAUUUAACUUUAAAUUGCACCCUUUUCUCAAUGCUUUUGGGAUUUGUGGUAAGAAGUAUUUAGAAUUCAGGGGUGAGCAAGGAGACUUAGAGUGAAAAAUUACAUGGUAUUUGGGAUUUAGGAGAAGGAUGGCAUGAUUGGAACCCUCAAAGCAAGGUGUUCAUUCAGCUCCUCAAAAAGUAUAGUAUGGUAUAAUUACAUUGCCAAAUUUGAUUCCGCUCCAUCCCUAAAUUAAGAUUGAAUUAUAAUAUGACUGAUUGCAAAGAGACACCAGGACAACUCACCAGCUGAUAUUAUCAAAUACAAUUCAAUGCCGUAAAGGGAAAAACAUGAAUAAAACUUUACUCACUC